AUGGCCGAGACUGCGACUGCUCCCGCCCCUGCGGCGGACAAGCAAGCCCAUACUCGUCCUACCAAGCCUGACGAGAAUGCCUUUAAGGAGGCUCUCGCAAAGGCUGAGAAGGACCACAAGGCUUCCAUGGACCGCCUGGCCGCUGUCAAGGCCAAGAUCGAGAUUGCUAUGCCCAACAAGAACAAGGACCAGCCUAGCCCGACCCAGAAGCGACGACAGGAGCUCAUUGCCCAGGCCAACGAGAUCCGCCAGAAGCAGGCCGGAGGCAAGAACGCCCGCACCACCAAGCUCGACCAGAUCAAGCGCCUUGAUGAGCAGGUUCGCAGCAGGAUCGCUGAGCAAAAGACUGCCAAGGCCAAGGUUCCCUACAAGUCCCUCGAGGAUGUCGACCGCCAGAUCGCCACUCUUGACAAGCAGGUCAACUCCGGUACCAUGAAGCUGGUCGACGAGAAGAAGGCUCUUUCCGACAUCUCCAGCCUCCGAAAGAUUCGAAAGAACUUUGGCCAGUUUGAGGACUCUCAGAAGCAGAUUGACGACCUGCGCGCCAAGAUCAAGGAGAUCAAGGACAGCAUGGAUGACCCCGAGCAGAAGGCCAUGUCGGAGCAGUACACCAAGAUCCAGACUGAGCUCGAUGCCAUCAAGGCCGAGCAGGAUGAGGCUUACAAGGGUCUGUCGACCCUCCGUGAUGAGCGCACCAAGCUCCAGGCCGAGCAGCAGGAGAAGUACACCGCUAUCCGCAAGCUCAAGGACGACUACUACGGCCAGAAGAAGGCUUUCCAGGCCUACGAGCGUGAGGCCCGUGAGCGCUACCGCGAGAAGCAGAGGGCUGAGCACGAGCGUCACAUCCAGGAGCGCAAGAAGGCCGAGGCUGAGCGCCGCCUGGGCGAUGCUAGCGACCCUGCCUACCUUGAUGAGAUUCGUCGCGCCAACAGCCUUCUCCAGUUCCUCGACCCCAACCACAAGGUUGAGAAGGGCCCCCUGAUGGCCGACACUGGUCUCGGAGCCCAGGCUCAGCGAAGCGUCGAUGAGGCUGGCCUUAAGGGCACCAAGCUCGUCCGCAAGGAGGACCGCGAGGAGGAGUACUUCUCUGCUGUUAAGAAGGGAAAGAAGGGUAAGAAGGGUGGCCAUGCUGCUUCAUCCAAGUUCUUCAAUGUCCCUCCCUCCGUUGUCGAGGAUUGCGCCGCCAUGGGUAUCGACCCUCCCAUGAGUGCCCUGGACAUCCCCGGCGUUACUGAGAAGGUUCGCGCCAAGCUCGACUUCUGGAAGAACGACCAGGAGGCCCAGACCAAGCGUAACAUUGAGAAGGCCAAGAAGGAGAUCGCUGAGCUUGAGGCCGCCGAGGCCAACGGCGAGAAGGUCGAGGAGGUUACCUCUGACCUGAAGGAGACUUCGAUUGCUGAGAAGCAGGAGUCGUAA
This is a messenger RNA of Fusarium keratoplasticum, 1416 nucleotides long. RefSeq lists its product as uncharacterized. The coding region runs from base 1 to 1416 and encodes 471 amino acids. The record is from RefSeq and is a predicted model, not a curated record. Lineage: Eukaryota; Fungi; Ascomycota; Sordariomycetes; Hypocreales; Nectriaceae. The transcript is spliced from 3 exons. Gene Ontology annotation, cellular component: ribonucleoprotein complex; endoplasmic reticulum; nuclear outer membrane-endoplasmic reticulum membrane network. Gene Ontology annotation, biological process: intracellular mRNA localization. Gene Ontology annotation, molecular function: mRNA binding.